Messenger RNA from Ixodes scapularis (black-legged tick), 957 nucleotides. Its product is annotated as luciferin 4-monooxygenase. Gene Ontology annotation, molecular function: CoA-ligase activity. The record is from RefSeq and is a predicted model, not a curated record. Lineage: Eukaryota; Metazoa; Arthropoda; Arachnida; Ixodida; Ixodidae. The coding region runs from base 1 to 957 and encodes 318 amino acids. The transcript is spliced from 6 exons.
AUGGCGAAGACGGCCUACGUGGAAAGGGAGUUGGUGUAUACGAUUGAAGACAGCCAAUGCACUUUUCUACUAAUCGACCUAGAAACCGCGCCACAGGCUGCAAAGUGGAAGAUACCACCAAGCAUUAAGGGGUUGUUCGCAGUAGGGGGUGCGCCCGGCUUCAUCGACGUUCUCCUUUUCCAAGAACUUCCUGAUGCGUCCUUCAAACCGCACGUGCCUACAGAAGCCGAAAAAGAAGUUGUGGUCGUUCUGUACACGUCGGGAUCAACGGGUCUUCCAAAGGGUGUGGAAAUAUCGCACAAAGCGUAUUGUGCCUCGUUCUAUGCAUACAGGUCUACUGGAAUUUGCACCGAAGACGAUGUUUACUUGGCCUGGAAUCCCUUCACCCAUGUGUCGGGUUUUGCGGUAGCCAUGUUUUCUAUGCUUAUAGGAGCAAAGACUGUCAUCGCCGAUCCCGCAAUUUCGUACGAAGAUUUUCUGAAAACUCUCAAAACCUUUAAGGUUACAGACCUAAUCAGCGGAGAGUCUCUUGGCCCAUAUCAAAAUGGUGAAAUCGAAAUUCACACACCAUGCAUCAUGAAAGGCUACUAUGGGUGUCCUGAAGCUACCGCUGAAGCUGUGAAUUCGGACGGCUGGUACCGUACAGGAGAUUUUGGCUACUACGACACUCAAGGACGGAUCCAUGUCAUCGAUAGAAUGAAAGAAAUGAUCAAAUGCAUGGAUAAUGUGGUCGCCCCUGCUGAGCUCGAAGAAAUCUUAUUGACCCAUGAGGCUGUCGCCGAAGUCACAGUUGUGGGUGUUCCAAAUCCAAAGUAUGGCGAGGCUCCAACAGCUUGUGUCGUUCUUAAAGAUUGCUUCAAGGGAAACCUCAAGAGCCUGGCGUCGGAAUUGAAGGAGCUCAUUGCAGGUAUAUGUCAUCUUGACAAUAUUCAUAUUUCAUCCAUUGGUAUGUUGUGA